Strongylocentrotus purpuratus (purple sea urchin) is the source of this 3691-nucleotide messenger RNA. RefSeq lists its product as uncharacterized. NCBI's taxonomy places the organism in Eukaryota, Metazoa, Echinodermata, Echinoidea, Camarodonta, Strongylocentrotidae. The record is from RefSeq and is a predicted model, not a curated record. The coding region runs from base 249 to 1871 and encodes 540 amino acids. Gene Ontology annotation, molecular function: protein binding. The transcript is spliced from 9 exons.
UUGACUCUCUAUGCUUUGCUGGAGUGGUUCUGAUUGGUUACCCAAAAUAGACGUCUGCUAGUUCCGUAUAAAAGCCAUCCACAACACGGAAAAAGAGGCACUGAUAAAAACAGCCGAAAUUCUGGUGUUUCACCAUAAUUAGAAGACAUUACCUGCCUGUUGACACCCUGAGACAAGAAGCUGUGAUACAGUCGACAAACGGUAGUCUGUUAAUAAUUCAGAAUCGAAUCUCGACCCAAACGUAAAUCAUGGGUUUCGACACGAAAGACGUGCAGGUGAAGUUGACCAGCGGUCGCACCGUUCGCAUCCCCGUAAUCGCGACGACGACAACCCAGCAGUUGUGCGAGAAGGUAGCGGAAGAGGAGAAGGCACCGGCAGAUGUUAUUACUCUCAAAUUCGGCGGUAAAGUUCUGAAGAGAAGCCAGACUAUGUAUGGAUAUGGCGUCAGAGAAGAGAUGGAAUUGAAAGUGAAGCUUCUGAAGAAGGAGACCCUGAAGGUUCACUUGCAUCUCCCCAGGAUACGUCUCCCCGGUAACGAUAAAGGUGUCGUCUCCUUAGCUAUCUACAACACAUCAGCCAACUCCGAAAUAUUGAGCAAAUUAAGAGCUACACCAAGUCUCUUUAACGAGUAUCGCUAUACAUUGCAUAUUGGCGACAUGACUCUUGAGAUGAAGAAUUAUGCUUAUGAAGAUUGUCUCAAGGAUGGGGAGAACAUCAUAGUUAAGUGUACCAAUGGUCCAAAGAUCGUGGAGGAGAAAGAAAUGGGGGAAGGAGAGAGACAGGAGGUACUGAACAGCUUUGCUUCCAGUAUGACCUCGCGACGGAAGGUGGAUAUUGUGUUUUCCUUCGACACAAAUGGAGACAUGUUUGCUCUCCUGUCAACGAUCCAAGAUCAUCUGCGAGACACUGUCACCCGCCUCAUGUCUGACAUACCGAACAUUCAGAUUGGCCUGAUGGCUCAUGGAGACUACUGUGAUGAAGCCAGCUAUGUUAUAAGGAAACACGACAUCUCCGCAGACAUGGCUGAUCUGGUCCAGUUCGUAGAGGAAACCACCGGUAGUGGAGGCGAAGGAUGGUCAUCAGGAAGAUAUGCUUGUUAUGAAUGGGCGUUAAGACAUGCCAAUGGUCUCUCCUGGAGGGAAGACGCUGCUAAGGCUUUGGUGAUCAUUGGGGCUGUAGUCCCAUACCCUCCUUCAUACACAGACAUGAACAUCAGCUGGCGGGAUGAGCUCCAAGAUCUAUGUGACAAGGAUGUCAAGGUGUACGGUGUUCAGGCCUUGAAUGAAUUCUUGAAAGAAUUCUCUAACACUAACAGAAGCUCUUUUUACAGUUACAUAUCACGGAUAUCAGGGGGUGCUCACAUCAAGUUUCAACAUUUCUCUUUGAUUACAGACAUGUUCCUUGCAGCGUGCUACAGAGAAUCAGGUGAUGAAGAAAUAAAGGCCUAUGUCGAUGAAGUGGAGAAAGAAGGAAGGAUGACAGAAGAAAUGAUGGAUGUCAUGAAGCAGCUGGAAAAGAAAUCAGAGGAGGAGGACAAAGAAGAGGAAAAAGAAAAGGAUGGAGAAGCGGGGCAGAAGACGGAUGGAGAGGCAUCAGUAGAUGCCGCAGUAGGAGAAGCUGAGGUUGCACAGCCCAAUCCUCAGAGGCAACAGGAAGAGGAGUACGUUGCCGAGCCUUGGUGGGAUACUACCUUAGAUCAGGCAGUCAUGCCCGAAUUCACAUACAACAAUGAGACAGACUUCUGGACGAGGUCCCCUCCUCCUCCUCGGGCCGCUCCUGUAGUUGGGGAGAGCAACAACUUCUUCAGUAGGACAAAAUUCAGGAAAAGUUUGAGGAUGAAGAACCUGAAGAAGGGUUGCUCAGUGAUGUGAGCAUGCAUGGGAAAUGCAGAACUUGAUGAUAAUUGUCGAAAAAUGUGAAAGUCUAAGGAUCGAUCCCACCGCUGCCACCAUGUUAGAGACGUGGUUCAGAUAUAUAAGAGACGUUCAUGCGUGGGCUUUAUUAAGUCAUUCAAUCCCAUAGGAUCCAUACAUGUAUAUCAUAACAAAUUGGAUUAUAUAAAAUAGGAUAUUUGUUAGAGGGCAUCCUAUUGGCUGAGAGGCUGUUACAUGACACUCGAUUAACAUUUCGUUAUUUUAUGAAUGACCAUGACAAUUACCUUUUUAGUACGGUAUAUUGCAUACAAAUGUGAAUUAGAUUGCGCAAGGCUCUUCCUGGCCUUCGCAUACCUAUUGUUUGCAUUGUCUUAGCGGGGGCAGAUAAUGCAUGUAAGGCUACAUCAAACUCAUGAAGAUGGGUGUUGAAUUGGGCUCUGUAUUUGUCAGCCUGGGAAGUUUUUUUGUUUCCAAAGCUGUUGCUAACUCUGGCCACCACUCCAAAUAGCUAUGGUUAUAGCUAAAUCGAAUUUCAUAAAAUUCAGAACAUGUCAGCCAAUGUUUCUGUACUCUUUAUCUACCUUUGCUCUCAUUAUUGACUGCCAUGAUGUUCUUCCUCAAAAUAGUAUUGUUAAGAUCAAACUGGUCUCAUCUAUAAUUGUGUCAAGUCAUUGUAAAUAGAAUGAAAUGAUGAUACUGCUUGCCAUGCGUUCACCAUUAAUGUGAUGUAUAUUUGUACUUACAUAUAUAUUGGAUUAUACAUGUUGGUUGUUACGCAGCUAUUCAAAUCAUAAUGCAAUAUUCAUUGUGUGUCGGUCUUUUGUAAAGAGAAAUAGGUGCUUAAUUUUGGCCAUUUUGUGCAAUGUAUUUGAUAUAUGUGUGUGAUUUAGAUUUGAGUCUUAAUUCCCAAAAUUAUUUUACUUCUGAAAGAGGGUAUUGCUUUUCUACAUUAAAAAUUUAAAAUUGCUGAGGCUUCUUAUUUUCUGCCGUCUAAAAGUUCUAUACAAGUAGAGACGAUAUACAAGGCAAUUGAGAAAUGUGCAUGUACCAUUAGGGGGGGGGGGGGGAUUAACCUUUCCAAAAAAAAUUCCUUCAAAAUUAUUGCUGAUUUCUGUUCAAUUCACUGCCUCCCCCUGGGAAUAUUGUUAUCACACCAUUAUAUCAAUACUUUCUCCAAUUAUAUGUACUAAUUAUUUUUUUUAAUUAUUUUGAGAUAUAUAUGUUUACUCAAUUCAUUAGUUCUCAUUUAUUCAAACCCAACAAGCACCACUGCAAUAUACCAGAAAUAUCAUAUACAUUGUGCAGUGUUCUAAAACUGGACUGACUUUUUUUUUUAAAUCCUGUCUUUCAGUAAAUUUAUGGUUGUAGGAAUUAAUCACCUAUGUAAAACCAUAGCCUUAUACAAUAUAUAUUUUCUGUAAAAUGAUCAUUUUGCAUAUGAUUUCAGCAUUGUAUGAGACUGCUGUUAUAUUUUAAAAUACUUUUUUAUCAUACGAAAUGUAUUAUUUAGACUGUAGUUUGUGAAAUGCCUAUUUCAUGGACAUAUGUUUUUAUAAGUAUCUGUAUGGCCAGUAAUCACUGUAUAGCUUGAUACGUCAGACUGUUUUUAGGUUCAUGUCGAAGAUUGCUUUAGACAUGAAAUAUUCUGUUUCUAUGUUAUGAACAUAUAUAUUGUAUAAUUUGUAUCUUUGUAUGUAUUGUACAUUUAUGUGUUAUUAUCAAUCCUUUUUUUCUUUUUUUUUGAAUAUAUAUAGGUUGUCCUUUUAAAGGUUAAUGUAAAUUGUAAUAAAAUUUUAUACACUUUUGUACACCUAUAA